Messenger RNA from Bacidia gigantensis, 2214 nucleotides. RefSeq lists its product as uncharacterized. The transcript has a single exon. The coding region runs from base 1 to 2214 and encodes 737 amino acids. The record is from RefSeq and is a predicted model, not a curated record. NCBI's taxonomy places the organism in Eukaryota, Fungi, Ascomycota, Lecanoromycetes, Lecanorales, Ramalinaceae.
AUGAAUUGGACAGGUGGAUCUCUUUACAGAUCUCGAAACGCAAAUGCCUCCCUCACUGCCAUCCAAAAGAAGCACUUCGCCAAAAUCCGAGCAAAGCGAAAUGCUCCCCAGCCAUCGCCUCAUCCAGCAGACCCUUUCGCCUUCUUGAAUCCACAGCCUGGGGGCCAAAGGACAUUGCAUGAGUUUGCUGAAACGCAACCUAUAGCCAGUAGGCUCGAAGGCAUCAAACCUCGGCGCAAUGAUAUCAAACGUGAGAGAUCAGCCACGCCAGCCUAUGCUCAGUCUCAAGUGAAGCCCACUUCACAGCAUUCUCGGCCAAUAAGCAUCAGUUCUCGCUCAUCAGACUCUUCAUCAUCUAACGAUGCUUCACCGCCACCGCAGCCGUCACAAGAUGACAACGACGACGAAAGCACUCAUUCACUCGAAGCCUACCGCCGCCGCCUCCUUGCCACAAGCGACUGGAUUGGUAUCAACUGUACCAAACCAGCUAGAGUCAACUUCAUCGCUAUGGAAGAUAGAGAACAAAUCGGGAAGCGGAGACGACUCAGCCAAAUUCCAGACUAUGAUCCGACUCGCCGCACGAAACAGCGGCCGAAACGUACUUCGUAUUUCGAUGGUCAAGGCGGUGCUCCUAGGUUGUCACAGGACUAUGUGAGCCUAGCAGAUGUCAGUGUCAGAAUUGGGAGUACUGUUGAAAAAAGCUUGAGGCAGGGUGGGUCAUGCAGGGGAAAUUCUCCUAAGCUUGCAGAGCUGAAUGCCGAUGAGAUGUUGUUAGAUGAUGAAGUCGCUGAGUCCGAAGACCGCUUCCCAAACCCCUUCCGUAAUGGGUAUCUGGACUCUGAAAAUUGGAUCUCUGAUCAGCGAGAUGGGCAGCUGUCUCAAUAUAGGCGUUCCAGCUCUCCAGCUUCACCUACCCAAGCGCAGAAACGAGGAUCUGCUCACCGAGGAGACGUUGAAAUGGGGAAGACUAUCGAAGAAUCCAAAUCUCGGAAGCGCAAGGCGAGGUUAUCUCGGGAUGACCUUGAAAAUGCCGGCUCAGCAGAAGUUUCUGAUUAUUUCCUCAGCCUCGAUCACCCAAAUGCGUAUCACAGUAGUACCCCUACAUUCCACACUUGGAGCGGUAUCAAUGAUGCUGUGGUGCCAGGAAUUCAUAUGAUGCCUCGUCUGUCUAAUGUAGGAUCUGAUGAAGUUGUGAGCAAGAAUGAGGCAGUUGCUUCGAGCAGUGAGUUUUAUGCCGAAGCGCAGGAUGAAUCAAUUGAACACCCACACGAAGAAGAUGAAGAGAAAAUCUGGAAGGAAUAUGUCAACUUCGACGGCGACCAUGGUUCGAUGGCCAGCCAGCCAAGGGCACAACCAUAUGAUCUUACUACCAAUAAGCCUAUUACACCCAUUCCAAGGCACGAUACACUUGAAGCGAGCCAUAGACAUAAUAAAGACCCUCAGAUUGCCACAGAGGCUACUUUGUAUUGUCAAGAAAAGGAGCCAAUGCCUGCUCAAGACGAUGAGACCCUUUGGCGAUCUUUCGUCUUCGGCAACGAGUGCUCCAAUGAUGAAGGGGACCUCGAAGAGCCCACGUCUUCAUCGAGGCCAAAUGAGACCCAGCCGUCCAUCAUGGCAGAACAAGGCACGAGCCCGGUAAAGCAAAACCCUCAUCUUCUAGAGGAGACACCAGUAGAUGAUGACUCAAGCAAAGCACUAACAGGCAUGGACACCGCAUCAAUGCAAGCACAAGCAGACGAUGGAGACAUCUCACAGGAAGAGGCAAAAAGCGAAUGGGAUGACCUACAGAUCCAAUUCUCAUCAGACGCAGCUUUACAGGAGCCGCCUACUCCUUCCUCAGCCAACCAUGGCAACCGCCUGCCGAGUCCGCGAGUAGCUUCUCCUUCCUCGAUUGAACCUCAGCCGUCAUCAACAUUCACCAGCCCCAUCCCAACACCCUCCCUCAUAAGUGCUGCGCAGAUCCCACCACCGGUCUAUCCUCCUCGUUCAUCAGCUUCAUUGCGGCAACCUCUCCUUUUCAAGAAGCCUGACCGGUACCAAGGGACUUCUCAGGAUCUAUCAGAACCGACAAUUAUCGGUGCCUCCCUUCCCAGAUCGAUACGUUCAGCCAGGCUUAAGGCACAAGAGGAGAUACUGAGAGAUGAAGUUAGGGGGCUCGGUUUUGAGGAUCCUAACGGAGGUAGACAGUGGAUCGACGAAAUUGAAGACGACUGA